AUGUCGUCGCCUCAAGAUUCACCGUCACAGCCGACGACGACGACGACGGUAACGAUGACCGACGUCUUGUCCCCCCCGCCCAUGUCUAAUGUUCCUUCUCCCGACGCUCUCACCUCACAAACGCAUUCCCAAUUAGCCUCCAUCCUCGCCGAUGCCUGCAAAGAAGCAGAGCAUCUUCGUCGUGAGCUGUCGUCGACUCGAAAACGCGCUGAAAAGGCCGAACGACUCGUCGCCGCGCUGUCCGCCGUCUCAGGUCAAGGUUCAAACUCCCCGACCGCUAGUUCUUCGCCUAACGUGACACCAUCGGCGGCCGUCCACAACCCCGACGCGGCGCGAGCCCUCAUUCUUGAGUAUGAAGAGAGAGUCGCCAAAGCGGAGCAGGCGCGAGAUGAGGCAGAGGCUCGAAGAAGGAUGGUGGUGGAUAACUGGCAGCAACUGGAGCGAUAUCUCCAAGGUCUUGAGUUCCACGCCUCAGACGCCAGAGCGGGGUUCGCCCGGAUCGUAGCAGACGGUGGUGGGCCGUUGGUACUGGCGGAUCUCAACGCUCUACCUGCUGCUAGUCGCUCGCUAUUCUCAUCUUCGUCUACAAUGGGCCCUCCGUCUACCAAGGGCCCACACCGAAACAAUUCUACCGGCUCGACGGCAUCGACAAGCAAUCGUACUACCCAUUAUCCCUUAUCGUCACUACCUCUUCCUCCCCACCCUGCUCCAGGUAGCCGGGUCAGAAAUCGCGAUAGCAGUAUGGAUGAAGCUUCUCAGCCACCUCCGAAGAAACCUCGAAUUGUUUACGCUGAACCGUCCAAUUCCCCUCAUCUCUCGAACGCACAGUACGCCCAACAACAAUCUUAUGGCACGCCGACUCUUCACGCUAUUUCACGCAAAGACGAGAUGCAUGUCCAGUACGUAGAUCAGCACGGACAACCAAUUGCGCCAUCAAAUCAUGAAUACCCUUCUCCCUAUCCCCCUCCCCACACGAUCCAGUCUCAUCGCAGCAGCCGACACGCCACGCAACCAGUAUACCACCAUCCCCAGGCCCGCUUGAUCAACGAUAAAUAUGGCGCCUCACCGAACCUUCACCACCCUCGCUCACGUUCUCGCUCACGUUCUCACUCGCGCUCUUCUAGCGCGGAAUCGGAAAACAUCGACGAACUUCUCCUAGCUGCUACAGGCGACGAAAAUCAGCCGCAAUUCCCUCAUGGGAAUCCAAAUCAUCCUAACCCACCACAUCAGCAGCCACGCUCGAACGGUCAAGUUGUGAAUGGUAUCCACCAUCACGGACAUCACCCUGCGACCCAUAGUCCUAACGCGCCCCCAUAUCAGCCACAUCAUCCAUCUCGACCCUACAGCCCGUCCUCAAAAUGGAGGCAACCGCCCCCUCCCUCAAACGUCGCCAUGCCGUCUAGGCGGUAUUCACCACCACCUCAGCCUAUCCCUCCUUCAAUGGAGUACCGUGCUACCCGAUCGGGACGACAAUCGCAGGUGGAGCCAGGCCCUUUACCCCAACCAGGCCAGGUCCAAACGUAUCAGACGCACGUCUUCGCGCCGGUGGUGACGGGCGCUCCGGUGAAGAAGAGCAAGUUCGGCGCCAGUGGAAGUUCGGGCAAUCUAACAGCGAAUGGCUCCCAAAGCCAGGGCGACGUAAACGGCGUACAGUCGGCCCCUCCCCCACCUUCGUUUCCGCCGACGAAUGCUCAGGGUCAACGCAUAUGCAGACAGUGCGGGUUGCCUGGUCGGUACAAAGAGGGAAAGUGUGUGGAGAAAUGGGGACCAGGGCCUCAAGGCCCAGGCACCGUAUGCGAUAGAUGUCGCAAGAAGAUGAAACGGGUCGAACGGCGGGGGACACUGGAAGGGCAGCAAUUAGCCGCGCAGACUGCAAACGCCGUCGCUGCCGCGCAUAACGCAGCAUUCCAACAACAGACUGCCCCAGUCCGAACGAUCCAGGCCCCGCCGCGAACGGAUACAAUGCCUAUACAGCAGUACAAAGACGAUUCUAGCGCAAACCUGCGCUCUGCAAUUACGAACUCGCACCGAGGACGAGCCCCCCCAUCACCACCCAGCAUUGCGACCCUCCCAGAAGGCACGCUCUCGUCGCAUUCGCGUUCUAACUCAAGAAAUGGCAGUCGACGUCCCCCGAAAGCCGGCUCCUCCUCGCCUUUGGUAGGCGAAGGUGGCGCCAGAAAGGUCGGGAGGAUGUCGAAGAUGGACAUCGAUGGCGGGGAUCCAGAACCCGAUGCCGACGCCGAUGGGUCUGGUGACGGCGACGGUGAUGGACCAGAAGAAGACGGAGAUGCCCUAAGGGAGUUGGCUGAGAUCGCAGGCGUUGCCGAUGAUAUUGGCAGUAAAGAAGCUGAAGCGGGAGAAGAAGGAGUCGACGCAGAUGCCGAAGCGGAGGCAGAAGAUGCUGAAGCGGAUCUACUGGAGGCGGUUGACGCUGCUGAGGCUAACAGCAGCAACUCGAGUGCUGGUGGUUCUUGGAUGAAGUCAGAGAGUAUAUGA
This is a messenger RNA of Pleurotus ostreatus (oyster mushroom), 2496 nucleotides long. RefSeq lists its product as uncharacterized. The transcript has 5 exons. Bases 1 to 2496 code for a protein of 831 amino acids. NCBI's taxonomy places the organism in Eukaryota, Fungi, Basidiomycota, Agaricomycetes, Agaricales, Pleurotaceae. The record is from RefSeq and is a predicted model, not a curated record.